Molecule: messenger RNA, 1449 nt
Organism: Dicrocoelium dendriticum
Lineage: Eukaryota; Metazoa; Platyhelminthes; Trematoda; Plagiorchiida; Dicrocoeliidae
Source: the annotation of a GenBank genome assembly
GGCGUUGUUGAACUCCCCGAGUCUGUUUGUCCAGACAAAUCUAUGCGAAAGCAGUUACUUAGCAGUGACAAGCUCCAUUAUUAUAAAGAUGUGCGCGAUGUUCAUAUCUCCCAAGUUCACACUCUUCUGGCUGCUUGGAGCAAGAGUCUACAAAGCACACAGGCAGAACUACAACAAUCAAGCAAUCUCGUGCUAAGCUCGCCAACUUUUCCGGGAUCGCUGAGCGGCUCUUGUUCACUGAAACAGUUGAAUACGGAAUUUCGUCCCUUACUUGAAAAGCGAAGGGAACUUACUUUCCUUUCUCUGGUUCUCGAAUAUAUCAUGGAAGUGAUGACUCGCCGUGAAAGAGUCGAGGAUCUCAGAGCCGCCCAGACCAUUUUGUUACGUUCCGGCAGCGGGGGUCGCCUGGCUUCAGUUAGUAACAAAGACACUUCCAACAACGAAUCGGAUCAGUCUUCUAACAGCAGCACCACCUUAGCACCAGGCGCUGGUGGAUCAUGUGGAACUGAUGCUGAUUCACUCACUUCUAUGCCGGUCCGUCUAAUUAUUGAGUUGUUCAGUACCCACCACGGAGCGCGUCUACUCGAUGGGCUCCGUCUAGCUUCUCUGGCCUCUGUGACUCACGACGGUUUGGGAGAUGAGGUGUACUCCGCCGUGCAUAGCACAUUUCUUCAUGCGAUCGGUCAGGCUGCGUUCCCUAUGCUUUUCGCCUUCCGGUGUCUCCGAAUUUUAUCACCUUAUACUUCUGCUAAGCAUUCACCUGACAGAGAGAGGCAUUCUGUCCAUAGCCUUUCUUCUGCAGUCUCUCGUCUCACUUUAUUGUCUCGACGAAAGUCCUUAUACAAUCGCCUUCAUCACCUCCUCCACCUGAGCCAUGCUGGUCAGACGAACAGGCGGUUCGAUCAAGGGCCAAUAUCUCCCACUUACGUUUUCUCUGGUGAACACUGCCCCAUCGUAGUGCGCUUGGCUGAGUCAAUUUGGGCCACCUACACGCAUUUCACCCGAGAUCCUGGCCAAUCAAAUCGAUACUUAGACGGAUCCCAGGCAAAAACCUACAGCCCCGAUGACCCCGAACUUAUCAGCAGAGAAAAUAUUGUGCAAUCUCUAAAGCACCUUGGUAUGACAGCCGAUGCCGCUUCCAGACUUGGUUUGGUCAGCCUCUCUGAGGAAUCAUCCACGGGUUCAGGCGUUGUGAAUGGACACGGGUGUAACCGACAUCUUUCAAGGGAUUACAUUCCAUCGCGACCUGGUAAACAGCCAGUAGUGGUUGUUUUCCCUGGCGGCUGUACCUACAGUGAGGUGGCCGCUCUUCGCUUUGCUGCCGCACGAAGACGUUGGCAAUUGUUGAUUGCAACUUCUUAUAUUCUUUCCUCGCGUAAUUUCCUGCAGUGCACCGGUCAAGAAGUUAUGAAAAUAAAUUGACUUUAUUCUUUUAUUUCACAUCCGUUU